UGCUCAGUCAGUGCAGUGAUAGUACUGAAUCAUCACGACUUCGUCACUGCUUAGUGAGAUCUGGUCGGUGUUGUAGUAUUUUGUAGUAGUGUGGAAUAUUUGUGAGAGACAGUCUUCAUAAAUGGUCAGCAUGAAAGACAUCAUUGCGACUGUGUUUGGUAUGGCAGUGAUAGCUGUUGUUUCAGGACACACAUUGCAUUUGGGUCGAUCGUGUCCAGAUAUCCAACCAUUUCCAAAUUUAUCUGUUGAUAAGAUUCUUGGGUUAUGGUACGUCGUACACAAGUUCGACACAGACAACACCUGCCUCGUGUGGAACUUGACCCUUGGAGAACUUCCUGAUACUCUACAGGUGAAAGAAACUCGCCAAUUGUCUCUCUUGGAUGCCAUCAGAGUUGACCAUACACAUUCUGUCACGGCCAAUAUAAACAUCCCAAACCCAGAAGUGCCAGCUAAGAUGCGCAUCAGGUGGCCUACUUCUCUGACUGGCAAUGCUGAUUUUAUCGUCUUUGACACUGACUACGACUCCUACAUGGCUGUAUUCGAGUGUGAUCGGGCAGGAGUGGUUCAUCGGCGCUCAGCUUCCAUUCUUUCCAGGACUCCAGCUAUCAAUGACAUGUUUGUUCGUAGGGUUCGUCGGUUACUAGAUACUGUCGACGUCAGCCAUCAUCAUUUGUCUUCCAUCGAACAUAACACUUGUCGUCAGUCUGGUCGACACAACUGGCAUGUUGACGAAGAGCUUUUCGGUCUGUUGCCUGGCUUCGAUGAGGCUGAUGUCAGGAGUAGAGUUUCGGAGGGCGUCCACGAUUAUGACAUUUCUCAGUUGGAGAUCGUGGGAGAGGGCAUCGAACAAAACCCGACAUUUAAGGGAAGCUACAAUAAUGGGCGGACUACACUCUAAAUAGUACUGUAUAUAUGUUCCGCUGAUGAACAGAUAAAGAUGCGGGAGGGUAAAAGAGAUUGAUGUUCUGUUGAUUUUGUAUGCGUCUAGAAGGAAAUUCAGUACCAGCCCAGUUUCAUUCACUGAGACCAACCAACAUGAUCCCACUACUGGCGAAAUUAUGCUCAUGGGCUAUGCUUCAGAGCUAAUUAACCAUGCGUAUGAUUUUUUUUAUAACGAUGUCUAGAUAUACUUGAUAUUAUGUAUGUUGAAAACACGACGUAGUUGAUAAAAUUUUUCCACUUAAAAUAUGACUUCAGUGACAUGUCAUAGAAUAACAUUAAGCACUCACAAAGUUAAGGUAAUUAUCUGUAGCUAAUAGAAUUGCAAAUUGAAAUCUGUCCAAGAAAGGAUUACGUCUCUCUAACUUUGUAAUGAUCAUUUUAGGCAGGAAACAUUAUAGGUACCUCAAAACCAUUGCUUCUUCUUCAGCAAUUUCUUUCUGUGGCUGACGAGUUUAUGUGAAUCAUGUAAUACCAUACGAGUGCAAAGGUAAUGGUGUACAUAUGUGUAAAGAACGCUAAAGGCAUUAACCAGUACAUAGCAGCAUGACCAUCAUGAAAUCUCUGAUGAACACAAAAGACAUUUGCAAGAAUUAAUUUAGGCACUGAAUUAAACUCUGAACUACAAAAAUAGACUAUAUUCCCAAAAGAUAAGCAAGAUUCUAACUAUCACGAGAACAGCUAGAUUAAGAUAAUCGAAUGAAGAACCAAUUUCGUUCAUUAAAACUCGUCACUUAGAAAACGGACCGUUUAGAACUAGAUCUGGGUAACUGAACAAUUCCCACAAAUGAACAGCAAACAAGACACCUUUUUUUUUUUUUUUUUUCUAAACCCCGACAAAUUUGUUCCACCAAUUAAAUAGUCACCUAGCAAAAGUAUCGUCGCUUCAUUUCGUUAAAUUCACACUUAGGGCUUAUCAAAAGAGCGCCAUAUCGACAGAGUUCUUAUCUACUACGUCCAUAUUUCAAAGUUUCUUGUGGUUUUCACGCCACCCCUUAUCUUCACUCCAAAUUUGGGCAGAGAGUGCCCCAAAAAUUAUAUAAAAAGUUCUCAGGGGAGGUAAAACAUGACACACGAACGAACGAGCAUUCUCGUACGACCACUCCCUUCAGAUGAUGUCACGGUCAUGCAACAAGGUCGUUGCGCAAGAGUUCAUGACAUAACACAUCAUUUAUUUCAUACAAAUUCCUGAUCUACACAACAGGGUUUUCCGCAUUCUAUAUUUUUCCCUUGAUCCAAGAAUUAAUUAAUCUCAAAAGAUAGAAACUAUUCCUUACUGGUUCCGCCCACCGGAACAGACGCAAACAAGAGCACUUAGUUCGAGAAACUUCCAUGCAAACUCAGGCUUAUUUGAAGGUGACCUUAAGCGACAAAUCCCGCUAACGAAGACAUUCUUGUCUCAUCUUGACAUCGCUAUUUUAAAAUGUAAUGUCCACAGAUACAUUAGCUCACCACAUUCAUCUUCUAACUAUUUUCCAUAGCCCAGCAAGGCACACAGUCUAAAUAUGUAACAUAUGUAUGUAGCUAUGUGGUACAUGGUUCAGAGUGGAACUACUUUCAGUGCAAUUCGAAUUUCAAGACUAAGAAAUUGUGGUUCGUGAAGCAAUACAGAAUGGGGGUGUUAGAAUAAUAAAAAAAAAUAGCAAUACUAUAAAAUAUGGAAUGAAGUAAAACCUUUGAAACCAUGUUUACCUAAAUGGAGUGAACUUCUGUGUCAAUGUGACUAUUCAUGAUAUUCAGUGCCUAUACCUUUGAUUUCAAAAAUAUGUAAAAAUAACUAUAUCAAGCUCCCUCUCUCUCUCUCUCUCUCUCUCUCUCUCUCUCUCUCUCUCUCUCUCUCUCUCUCUCUCUCUCUCUAACUUGUCUUCAAGGGAAUGGAACCCUCAACAAGUUCUAGAAAGCAAAUAAAUAAGACAUUAGGAGUGAUAAGGUUUUUUCCUCCUUCCUUCGAAUUUGAUAGCCCAGAGCACAAAGCGCCUGGUGUCUUCGUUGCUGGAGAGGCGCCUAGCAGUCGUCGUCAACGAGUCUGCAUAUCUCCAUGCUCCAGCUCCAGUGUCACACCAACUGAGAAAUCUUCGGGCCAACUUAUCAUCGAAUGAAUAAUGAAACCAAUGCUAGGUGUAAAGUAGGGCAAUUGUCCCCAACAUACAUCAAAAGCAGCCGCUUCUGCCACACACUUAUGAAGAAUGCAAUAGUAAAAGCUGUGCUCACACCAAGGGAUCGUGUCGAGUCAAGUCACGAUAAUUCAUUUGGUGCGACUCAUUUUGAUGAAACCUUGUUAAUUCACACCAAAUCCGUCAACCUAAAUCAAAUCAGCGUCAAAAUAAAUCUCGAAUCUGGGUGCAUCAUCUGAACUCCAAGAGGUCACAAUUUGGUAAACUAUUCAGAAAAUUUCCAUAACUAUUUUAGGAUCAUUGAAAUUUCAAGAAGCUGAUCGUACCUUCCAUUGCAGCAACAACAACUUUCUAUAAACUGACAAUCACGACGGUUGGGGUCACUGGCAUUAUAGAAAGCAGGAUGCUACCGUACUAAGUUUAUUAGUAGUUCGACAAGCAUACUUGUAAACGGCAUGUGAGACUAUGACUGACGUCAAAAAUAGGUCCAGCUCUAUUUUGUGACUUGAACUGACGCAACGCAAUGUGACAUAGUAAUGUGACUCAACGUAAUCGGGGUGAACGGUUUUUUUUUUUCAAAGGCCCAUACAAAUAAUUGUUUAAACUAUGUUGGCGAUUCAUGAUACGUACGUCAUGAAUUAUUGCGACUUGGCGUGACUACUCGACACGACUCCCGGGGUGUGAACGCAGUCUUAGACGCUUUGAUUAAUUUACAGAAAUACACCGAGAGUCAUAAAUGAUACAAGAUUGAUGAUUAUUGAGGAAGGAAGUGACCUUGGCUCUGGAACAUUAUAGGGAAUAAUGUAGAUUUCAUAUUUCUGUUUGGUGUAAUGAAGCAUGUGUUACAAUUCAUACGCUGCAAAGUUUAUUAAUUUUGGAAGCUUGUGUAUAUAGAGCAAAUGCAUCACUUGCCUUCAGUUCAGUAUGCAGUCAUUUGGAGAAUGGGGUCAAGGUAUCCAGUCACAUUAUUAACUUCACUAUUCAACUAGGGUUAAUUAUGGAUGGCCAUGUAGUUUAUAUUAGAAGCAGGUUAGGAAAUGCAUUAGAUGUUACCGUCAAAGGGAAUGUUAGUUCAGACCUACCUAAGACAUUUACAUGUAAGGCAUAUGCAUUGUGAAAAUACUUAUUUUAUUAAAGCUAAGUUGUUAUAUAAAUGGAAGGAUGUAACUAGUAAAAAGCCGGUCACUUCUUCUUCUUCUUUAUUUUAGUAAGAGAUCUGGCUUCUUAUACUGGAGCCAAUGUACUCCCCUGCAAAAUCACAUCAGAAAUUCAAAGAAUAGUCAUACUAACUUUUAUUUGUGGAGGAAUAUUAGUUUGUUAAUAUUGUAUGUGUUAGCAGUUAAGGUAUGGGAUAAAUGAUGAGUUUAUCUAAAUCACAUGAGGCUCAUUCCAAAUUCGUUCAAACAAUAUCCAUGCUCCCCCUCCACUGAUAUUGUUUAUCAUUUUUAUACAAAACACUUUACUCUAAUAGCUACAAAAUAACCUCCUAUGAAUUUAUGUUAUCCUACCUCAAAUAUCACAGUCAAAUGUAGUCCCCUUACAUGUGCAAACUUCAGUUUGUUUACUGACCAAUUUAACCAUAGUUAACCUAAUGUAGCUGUUUUGAUAUUUCAAUAUGGCUAUUUCGUGUUUAGUAUGUUAGUUUUUCCUAAAAAUGUUAUGAAGUACUUAUGUACUUCUUUAUCUGUAUGUAUUUCUAGUAUGUUAUUUGAGUUUAGGUUUACUUUCAUUGCUUUCAAUUUUACUAUCAACGUAUUCCUUUCUUCUGUAAAUUUUCUACAAUUUAAAAUGAUAUUUGGAUGUCUUCUAUUACAUUACAAGGACUACAUAGAGACGAAUAAAUCAUUUUACAUUUAUGCAAAUAAUAGUUUACUCUGACAUGUCAACUUUUCUAUUUUUUACAAUGUUGCCCACUCUCCUAUAAUGGGUUUAAAGGUUCCAAGCCACUUGCCCAGUUUCAUGAUGUUCCUUCCAUUCUUUUUGCCACAUUUCUUUCAUUUUUCUUCUCUGUUAUAGCUAAGUUAUUAUUUAUAAUGCAAAUAUUUUCCAAACCUUGUUUAGGUGUUUCGUCAGCCAGCACAUUCUCUAAGAUUCCCUUCAUUGAGACUUGGUACCAGUGCAGAAUCACAUAACUUUGGGUGUCAUUUAGUUGUGAUAAAAUUGACUGGAUGUUUUGUACAAUUUCUUUAAAAUCUUUACAAGCGGGGAAGAAGUUGGAGCUUCUUCUUUAUUGUACUCAAAUCGACACAUAGAUAUGACAUAUAACAGAGACUACAAAACUGUACAAUAUAAAUGUUAAUAUUGUAACAUCCUCUGUUAUUAAAUGAAAAAAUGAACAUGUAUAUUUUGUCAGCAUGAUCGUUAAAAAAAAAGAAGAAGUUAUUUGUAUGCAUAUAGAAUAUGGCAUGGCAAUUCUACAAGAUAUAAUUGGAAUGCUGUAUACGAACUCAAUGACUUCCUGAAAAAACUAAGUAAAUAACAGUUUACUUUUUGGUCAUCACAAAAUCGUCAAAUUUUGGGGGGAAUUUACAUCUAGUACUUCUUAUAUUUUUGCUCAACUGCAUAUAACACCCUGAGUCUUCACUAUUAAAUUGCUGUACAUCAAUGGUAGUUCUCAGUCAGUACAGAACUCUCAUUGACACCACUUGUGUUAUUUUCAUACACAAUUUCAUUAUCAUCUCUAUAUACAGUGGCAUGCUCUAUGCUGUUGACAUGAUCACACUCAUUGUUUUUCCUCAAAUGUCCCCUCUUACAUCUUAUUAUACCAUUAUUAGAUGAAACAUUAAAUGACCUCUCAUCCAGCCAUUCUACUACAGUACCCUUGUCCCAACUCUUUUGACCCAUUACAAAGGUUUACCCCGACCACAUUACCUUCACUUAAUGGAUCUAGAUCCUUUCUGCUUCUAUUAUAGGACACUGAACUACUAAGAUUUCAAUACCUCUUUGCUUUGCUUCACUUGUUCUGUACUGAUUACCCUAGGUUUUUAUCUAUUUGAAGAAGUUGCAAAUAGUGUGCGUAUGCAUCAGUGCCUUGAAUAGGUGUGUUUCUGUGAUCAAGUAUGGCUUAAUAUGGAUCUAUUGCCUUCUUAAUCAAUUACUUGGCCAUUUUGGAUUCUGCUAAUCCCUUGGAUUGUGACUGCUUAGGGCUUGUUGUUCGGUGUUCGAUAUCCCAUUCCUUUGUAAACUUCUGAAAGUCUGUAUUAGUGAACUGAGAACCAGUCACUUAUGAGUACUGAAGGGGACCCGUGCCUUGCAAAGUGCGGCUUCAAUUUACAAAUCACACGGGAUGUUUUGGUAUUUUCCAACCUGUCAACGUUCCAAAAAUGACUAUAAUGAUCAAGUUACUAUGAAAAACUGUCCUCUAAGCUCAAAAAGGUCUACACCCACUUUUUCCCAUGGUUUGUCACUUAAUUCGUGAAACAUGUGGCUGUCCCUUUGUUGAGCUAUUUGAUACCUAUUGCAAAUUUCACAUCUAGAUAUAAAAUCUUAAUUCAGCAUUCAUUGAUAGCCAAAAUAUGCACUCUCUUUCUCUGCAUAAGCAUCCUUCUACACCUAUGAGACGAGUGCACAGCCUCUUUUAUUUCAUUACGUAAAUCGAAGGGUACAACUAUAUGUUCACCUUUAAAGAUUAAGCCAUCCUGGACAGUAAACUCGUCCCUAGUAGCUUUUGAGAAUCUAAUAGGUAAGUAUGCGACCAUGUCAAUUGCUUCAGAAUCACUACCACCUUCAUUAACUGGUAAGUUUGAUCUGGAUAUUAAGUCAGCUACAUAUAUUUCUUUACCAGGUGUGUACUCUAGCUCAAUGUCAUAUUGCUGUAGCCUCUUAGGAUCUCUGUUCAAAGGUUAGUUAACAAUGGACAUGAGAGGUUUAUGGUCUGAGAACACUUUAGUCCUGCAACCGUAUGCAUAGCAUUUCUUUGUAUAAUUUUUAUAAUUGCGCAUAACGCCUUUCGGUCGGUGUCAGUGCCCUACUAGCAUAAGACAGAGGGCUUUCAUCCUGUAGUAGCACUGCACCGAGUCCAGAUCGGCUUACAUCACACUGAAUUUCAAGAGACUUAGAUGGGUUAAAAUAAGAGAGGACAGGAGCCUUAGUGACAAGGUCUUUUACUUUUUGAAAAGCUGGCUUUUGUUCUUUCCAUACCUAUAUAACAUCUCUGUCAAAUGUCUUAUUGGUCUCAUUACAUCUGAAAGGCUUGGCAAAAUUUUGCCAAAUAGUUAACCAUACCAUUCAACCUGAACACUUCAGUAACAUUGGUUGGGGCAGGCAUCUUUACUAUGGGCUCAAUCUUAGAAGGAUCUGCUUUUAAGCCACAAGCAGUAACUUUAUGACCAAGAAAAGUGAUCUCACAUUUGAAUAGUUCUACCUUAUCUUUAUUCAGUUUUAUUCCUUGCUUGCGACAGCAAUCAAAUAGCAAUUUCAACUUGUGUUCAUGGUCCAUUAUAGCAUCCUUCAUAGAUUCUCCAUUACCAUAAACAAGAACAUCAUCUGCUAUGCAUAUAACAUCAGGUACGUAAUCAAGAGUAAAUUGAAGCUUUUUUUUUUUUUUAAAUCUCACUACUUAUUGCAAGACCAAAUGGUAAUGAUAGCUAACGGAAACUCCCAAAAGGUGUUUGUAAUGUCAGCAUGCUGGAUGUAUGAUCCAAUGACAAUAUCCAUUACCCAAAUCAAAGCAUGAAAAUCCUUUGGCGGUACUCAAUUCAGGCAGAAUAUCAGCCAUGAUGGGGAGAGGGUGCAAUUCUCUUUCAAGAGCUUUAUUCAGUUGUUGGGUGUCAAUACAUAGCUUAAUAUCUCCUGUUUUCUUUGGUGCAACUACCAUCCUGCUUACCCACGGAGUAGGCUCCUCUACCCUUUGGAUGACUUUUGGCAUUUCUAAAGUCUAACAACUUUUGUUUGGCUUUUGUCUUCAAGCUAAUAGAUAUACGGCAACUGGAAAUUGCCACUGGUUUGACAUUUUCAUCUAUAGUCAAAUGAACAUUGCCUUGUAGCUCACCAAGACCAUCAGCAAAAACAUCAGCAUAAUCAGAAAAUACUAUAAACAAAGACCAGUCAGCUUUGCAACUAAGCCCUGCCUACUGAUUACGUCACGACCAUUCCUUGAAGCUGAUUGGUUGGAAAGUUUCGAAAAGUUGGUUAAUCGGUGGUUCUUUUCCUCUUAAUUUAUUUUGCAAUGGUUGUUUUACCGAACUAAAAUACGUUGUGCUGAUUAUCAAAAUGAAACUAUAUUAUCCCCUGAAAUGAAAUCAUGAUACGCAUCUCCUUGGAAAUGGUAAAAAAAAAAAAUAUAUGAAUGAAGUCAGAAGUGUUCUGCGUUGUUGUGACGUUGUGUUUCGUAAAUGAGGUUCACCUGAAUAAGAGGUGACACUGGGAAUGUCUGCGUUCGAAUCGGUGCCCUUGAAUCACUGGACAAUGGUCAUUCCCGACUGAUAUUGUCAAGCGUGUCACCAUUAUAAAUUUAAAUACAGAGACAUUCCCAGAGCUAUGCAGACUGAUAUUUCAUAUUGAUUUCAAGAAAUUUUACAUUUGCAUAGUCUUAAAAUCUAUUACAUUGGAAUCGUUUACACAUUCGGAGGGAUGACAAGCAGGGACUGCACUUAAUUUAUAAAACCAGAAGAUACCUGUCGUGAAAAAAUAAGUGCACUAUUUUUCCAUGACUGAAUUCUUCCUGGGCCCCAUAAGUAAAAAACUCCACGUAUACCGAUUGGAGGCAGGGAUGUGAUGGUUCUUGAUCUGAUUGCAUUAUUCUCAUAGAAAUUAUUGAUUCAUAGAUUGUGAGGUCCAUGAAAUAAUUACUUGUUUAUUGAUUUGUCUAAAUUUUAACUUAUCAAAAGGAAGUAAGUUCUUAUAGCAAAUUAAAUUAUAUGAAAAAUGAUUAGCUUGCAAGAGCACGACCCGCUUUUCGCCCCUCAGAGCAUCCUUCAAUCGAGAGAUCACGGGUGAGAUAGACGUGCGAGGGUGAGCUCCGGCUAAGGCGAGUUAUCUAUAUAUUUCCAUGUGGCAAUUGUGAGUGAUAUGCAUUGCAGUAAAUAAUCAGUGUAAAUCAUAGCCAUCGUUGGUGCAAUGUUUCUGCUAUCGCUUUUUGUGAUAGUGGUGCUAUUCAAGAUCGUGACUGAAUUCAUUUUUUCUGUAAGAUAGUUAAUUUUUUUAAUGUUCUAGAAGGUUCUCGUGGCCGCGUGACCAAGUGUUACUUUGUUUUAUUGUAAGGUGAUACGGCCCCCUUCUUCCAUUUAUGUUUGCCUUUAUAUUAGUAGACAUGAGAGUAGGAACUUUGUUUUUAAUAAAAUUAUAAAAUCGUA
Messenger RNA from Macrobrachium nipponense, 9346 nucleotides. RefSeq lists its product as uncharacterized. The record is from RefSeq and is a predicted model, not a curated record. Lineage: Eukaryota; Metazoa; Arthropoda; Malacostraca; Decapoda; Palaemonidae. The transcript is spliced from 6 exons. Gene Ontology annotation, biological process: response to reactive oxygen species; lipid metabolic process. Bases 122 to 898 code for a protein of 258 amino acids. Gene Ontology annotation, cellular component: cytoplasm.